Frieseomelitta varia is the source of this 1512-nucleotide messenger RNA. RefSeq lists its product as uncharacterized. The transcript has 5 exons. Bases 61 to 1356 code for a protein of 431 amino acids. NCBI's taxonomy places the organism in Eukaryota, Metazoa, Arthropoda, Insecta, Hymenoptera, Apidae. Gene Ontology annotation, biological process: spliceosomal snRNP assembly. The record is from RefSeq and is a predicted model, not a curated record. Gene Ontology annotation, cellular component: Cajal body. Gene Ontology annotation, molecular function: U1 snRNA binding; U2 snRNA binding.
ACGUAUUACUAAUUGUAAAUGGAUACGUAGUUGUGUGCAAUCUCGUAUUAUAACCUUAAAAUGUCAAAAAGCAUAACCUUAAAUAUGUACCAGAAUUUUCGUAUUAAACUCGAUUUCAAAUAUUAUAAUGAUGUGCGCCGUUUUUGUUGGAUUUUUAUCGAUUGUACAAAGAUGUUACAAAUUGAUGAUGUAAAAGAACAUAUUAAAAAACUGUUUGGUAUUAAUGAUCCGUUUGACUUGUUCUUAAAUGAAAAUGAAUAUCUACCACCUAAAGAAAACAUACAAGUCCUAAAAGAGAAUGAAAUUAUUUUGGUUUCUCCCGGAUCUCACUUAAACAAUAAUCAAUUUAACAAUUUACCAUUAAGUAUUGAAUUUUCAUCAAUAGAUGCAAACAAACACGAACUAGAAGGUAAUUUUGCAUAUCCAGAACAAAUUGAAGAAUUAAUUUCCCAAUCAGGUAAGGAUUCAGGUCAACAAGAACAGUCGUCAAAUAAUUUCCCUGCAGUAUUAUCAAGCCAACAGGAUUUAUCAACCGACAUAUCAAAUAACUUUCAGAGUAAUGAAGAAAUAUAUGAUGAUGCAAAUACAGAAAUUCUUGACAUACUUCCAAGAAGAAAACGUGUAAGGCAUCGAAAGAAAAAAAAAAAAGUUGAUACACAAUUAACGGAAGAAGACAAACCUGCGAAACCCAAGAUUACAAAUUCCAUUAUAUCGAGCACUAUUUCUUCUUGCAAACAUAUUCGUUUUGAUAAUGUAGACAACAAAAUUAUUGUGAAUGACCAAUUUAUAUGUCCAGCACCAUCAAAUCGAGUCGAUACUGUUCACAAACUUAAAAAUUUAUUAUCAUUGAGUAAAAAUGCCAUUCCACUUACUUUUGAAAACAACAGAAUAAAGGGUAUGACAUGUAAAAAAGAGAAAGAGGAAAAAGAAUACGUUGAGGAUACUGUAGCCAAUAUAGUCUCUAAAAGUAUUAAUGGAAAUACAGCUUCAACUGAGAGACUGGAAGAAGUAAACAAGUUUUUAGAUAUAGAUUUUGAAACAUAUGAAGUUAUGGUAGUGAAACCAAAAAUUGAAGAUAUUAUAGCGUUCAAGAUGCUCAAAAUUGGGACAGACUAUACGCCACAAAUGUCGAAUUUUAUUGUGGCAGAAGUUAUAUUCUAUUGUUCAGAAAAAUCAUUAUAUAAACUCAAAAUAUUGCACGGCUUGUCAGAAGUGCAGGUGCCAAUUGGAAAAUUUACAAUUAUGGAAGAGACAGAAGAACAUGUUUUAAAUGAUAUAAUUACAUUACAUCAUGCACAAAUAGUAAAACCUAGACUUAUAUCUAAUUCAGACAAAGCGAUUAGUUCUCCUAAUUAAAUAUUGGUUACGCAAUUUAUAAUAUUAUAUAUAUUUUUAUAUAUUUUAAAUUUAAUAUGUCUAUGAAAAAAAAUAAACUUUCUUAACAACGUGGAUAAAUUUCGUUAAUUAAUCGGAAUAAUUAACAUCAAAUUAAUAGCGAAGAAAUUAGUAAAU